GUGCUGUGUUACGGGGUGAGACGCACCCGUGGAAUGUUGGAAGGGCAAUGUCCUCUCAUUCACGGCUCAGAUGCAAAUCAAUAGUCUCCACUGAGCAUGUGCACAAAGCUAAACAGGAAAUAAAAAUGUUAUGACAGCAAAUAAGUGGAUGUAAGACAAGCAGUCACAAUAUUCAAUGUUGUGAAUCUCAACUGUGCAUUUCAGAUUGUGGUGGCUUCUCUGCUGGGAGUUCUCUUGGCUCCAGCCCUUGCUAACAGGAAUGACACGGAAAACUUUAAGAAGCACCAUGGUGAGAACUCGCUCCGCUACGUCAUGGACACUGGGGUCUGCGUCGACUCUGAGGAGGGUUUGGAGGGCUGGAAAUCUGCCUGGGACAUCAAGACUGGCUACGUUGCAACCAAGGUAUUUUCAAAACACGCCUGCAUCGUUGCUAAAAUGGACAGGAGGUUUUUACAUGAUAGACGGUUUCCUGCAGCACCUCAAGGACACAAGGGACCCGGUUCUCGCCAAUAUCUCCCCAGGGAGAAUCGCUUCAUUAUCUCCAGAAACAGACUCCAAAGCUUGCGCCGAUAUGGAAAACGCAUCCAAACCCUGUGCAGAGGAAUCCCCGCUUACCUGGCUUACCCAACUGUGGGUUCAAACCUCUCAAAGCAAAAUGUUUCCUGCUUGAAAGUUAAGAUUAAUAAACUGCCCAUCUACUACUGUGAUUAUUUAUUCCUGAUGAAGUUUUGAGGAAGAAUAUUCUUAGAGCUUUGUACCCAUGAACACGACUUUUCUCCUUGAUAAUCUUCUCUUGAUCACUUUCUCAAUCAUUCACAUGUCUCUUGUGAAGGAGGCUCUUGUGUCUCAGUAAAAUUUAUCAUCAACCUACAUUGGUCUGCCCUGUGUUUUUAUGAAUCCUUUAAAAACAUGGAAGCAAUUCCCAAGACAGGUUGCUAAACUAGUCUUCUUGCAAAAUCCCAAUUUUGGCAUUUAAACUUCAUCCUGUACAAUU
Molecule: messenger RNA, 994 nt
Organism: Columba livia (rock pigeon)
Lineage: Eukaryota; Metazoa; Chordata; Aves; Columbiformes; Columbidae
Product: gastrokine-1-like
Exons: 5
Coding region: 313-732 (139 amino acids)
Biological process (GO): regulation of cell population proliferation
Source: RefSeq, a predicted model, not a curated record